CGGGCGUGUCUUGUAAAAAGAACGAGCGAGCGCAGACAGAAAGACAGAAGGGGAUGUCAGACGAGGAAAUGGCUCGUGCAGGCGAGGGUAAGGACACGGCCUACGAGUACCUGUGUCGGCUGGAGGAGGCAAAACAAUGGUUAGAGGCGGUGCUUGGUGUGUCGUUGCCGCCGGCAACGGAACUGGAAGCGGCCCUCCAGAACGGAGUCGUUUUGUGUCAACUCGGUGCCAAGCUGGUUCCAGACGACCCCAUGUGGGGCAAGGUGUACGACAUGGACCAAUCAAAGUUCAAGGCCAGAGGUCUCGACUACAGAUAUACUGACAACAUCAACUUUUGGCUGAUCUCCCUUCACAAGUCGGGCCUUCCCAAGAUAUUCUACCCAGUGAUGACUGAUAUUUACCACAUGAGGAAUAUGCCAAAACUCAUCUACUGCAUUCACGCUCUUGGCCACCUCCUCAAGAGGCAGAAUAAGGUUCAGCACGCCAUAGAAGAUCUGUACGGACAGGCGGAAUUUUCUCCCGAUGUCAUUUCUCGUACCAGCAAAACUCUGCGGCAGUCGGACAUGCCUGCCUUCAGCAUCGUUGAUAACCUUGUCGAGGAAGAGUUGCAGUAUCAGGCUCUCGGACUGACAGACAGUUUUGAUGAGAAAGACACGAUCACUGUAAAUGGUUCAGAGACCAGUCCAGUGGAUGGACAUAUAAAUGGAGGAGGAGGAGAACGAGGGAAGAGAGGGAGGGAGGAAGAGAAGGAGAGAGACGAAGAGAAAGGAGGAGGAGGGGGGUUUAGAGAGGAGGACCUUUUCGACGACCCGAAAUACGCCAGCUCAAUGUGGAUAGAGCAAACGAUGCUAAAAGUACAGCGAAACGGUUCGCCUCCCGAAUCGCCCGACAUGCGCCAUCCUUUCACAUCCACCAAGUGUCAGAUUCGCGACGUUACAGUUCACCUGUACGCCAAGAAAUCGCGGAAGAAAAAGUGCCCUUCAGCAGUCGACAAAGCUCUGGAGAAAGUCAACGUGGCCAUGGACGAAGAGGACAAGAAGCAGACGUUUACUGCUCUGCAGUCAAAAGAAGCCAAACUUCCGUUUCUCUACACCGACAGUGUGGACAAGUAUUGGAACGAUCUGAGGAGAGAUAGAAAGGGUGGAGUGCCUUGCAAUGUACUGGUUGUGUAUUCCGGCAUGACGAGAGAGAUGUGUGUCGAGUUCCUGGAGAAAAUGGACCCAGGAGCCUACAUCGUCAGGAGCAGUAUUUCCUUGGAGAAUACCUUCGUUUUCUCAUUCAGGAACCAGACGGGGAUCAAACACUGGCAGCUGUCGGACCGGGAAGGGAAGUACUACUGGGGAAGCUCCUCUGGUUUCCACACCCUUGAGAGCUUCGUGGAGCAUUUUGCGGAGGCCCUCUCUCAAGUGACUCAUCUCCAUGUCUAUCCUGGAAUGACGACGGCGCUCACACCCCAGUUCCAUACCACUGAGCAGCAAUCAAUGAUAGGGAGGCUAAGAGCAAUGGAUGACAGGCUAGGCUAUGGACAGCUGUGUCGCGUGAUAAAAGACGUGAACUCGGAGAUAAGACAAGGCAGAAAGGAGUCCAUCGGUCGAAAACCCGUACCAAGAAAGGUAAAAUUUCGCUCCGCGCGCGCGCGUUACUGCGCAUGCGCGAAAGUUCCGGGCCGCCGCGCGCGCAUGCGGAAUUCUCCGCCCACCCAAACGCAUGCGCAACCGGCCAUUGUCACACUUUUCUCUCCAUUUUCGCCGAGAAAGCCCUCGUUUUGGCUCCACAAAAUGUCCGGUGUCGAGAUGUCGGAAGAGCAUCAGUCCGCGGUCGAAGAAAAAAUGGCCGCUGAACAGAAACGGAAGCGACGCAGCUACGACGUCGCGUUCAAGAUGGAAGUGGUGGCCUACGCCCAGGCGCACAACAAAAUGAAAGCCGCGCGCCAGUUCGACAUUCAUCGGCGCUGCGUGCAGACUUGGUGCAAGACCAGGGAUAAGCUGGAGGCCGCCAACGCCAAGCGCAUGAGGCUAGCUGAGCACGAAGAAGCGCCCGCGGAAGCACUCGAGGUGUCCAUUUCGGGGAUUACGGAGGAAGGCGAACUUUUGGCCGCACUGCCGAUCACGUGCGCCAGCAUAGUCGACAACAAUGACGUCACCUCCGACGCGGACGCCGUUACGAUUGCUGCGCUCGUGGCGGCGGCAGCGAGAGGUGAUUCAACAGCAAACUCAUCAGUUCAAACAGAGUGGGACAGCACGGUAAAUAUUUGGGGCAAAACAAGAAUUUUUACUUUGACUCUGAGAAUCAAUGAUGUGCAUCGAUCCAGGUGCACAGAACAAAAAGUAGACCAAAGAAAUUUGCAACCUAGACAAAAUAAGUAAUGCCUGCACAAACAAUGGAAGGGGUGGGUUGUUGACAUAAUGGUAUUGUUAUUGUUCCUCUGUUUUCUUUUUCCCUGUCGUAUGUCCACAGAUGGUCAUAGCCGUCAACAGGUUGCAGGCCGAGGAGAUUCUAAACAAAGAGGGAAGACCGGGGUCUUUUCUAGUUCGACCGAGUGAGAAAACCCCCGGCGAUUAUGCCCUGGCGUUCAGGACGACGUCGGAGGUCAGACAUUGGAAGAUGGUUCAAGACGGAGGGAAAUUCUACGUCCAUCCUCGCCCAAAUCCUUACAACAACCUAGAGGAGAUCAUUCAGCACUUCAGAGAAGCAGUGGGUCAAGAAACCGGACUGGUGAUGACUCCACUUGUAUUGGACUGGUCCAGAACCAUCGUAAAGGUAGGUCCAUACUUUACUUAGAUGACCUCACCAUACAUACUUACAUACAUACAUACAUACAUACUUACAUACAUACAUACACGACCUCACCAUUACCACGACUAAGUGUAUGAGGAAAUUAGCAUGAUUGGUAGAAAGAGGACACAUGUGUGCUCUGCCAAAUGGAAUCUCGCAACGUAUACACACACCACACACACACACGUUUAAGCACCUGGCUGGCUGCAUGCGGUGACGCCGACAAAAGCCGCCCGCCCUCUCACGUUAGUUUUAGUCCUGCCUACACUUUACCUCUCUCUCUUCUUUCCCCAAUCACAAACACACACACACUUAGACGUGCCAGGGAAAGGAGUAAAACAAUGGUCAUAUACUAUAUACGCAUGUGAGAAGCUAAAGAAAGCUUCUCCUUAUAUCCUUGUUACCCACACAUCAUGCCGCUCUCUCUCUCUCUCUAUCCUUGUAUCCCUGUCACCCACACAUCAUGCUGCUCUCUCUCUAGACUCCUAACAUAGUCGUACACGGAGAGUCAGUAUCCAGUGAGGAUUUCCCCGGAGUGACGCCAGACACGCUCCUACCUCUCCCCGCAUCUCCCUCAAGACUGAGUCGAGGUGGGUCCGAGAAAUCAUCAACUCUUGGAAGAACGUCCAAACCCUCCCCCUCAAUGUCACCCCUCAACCCAGCCAACCUAACCAGUUGGAGCGUGGACGACGUUACGCAGUGGCUCAUCCAGAAAGACCUCGGGAAAUUCAUGGACAUCUUCCGCGAUAACCUCGUAGACGGCGAAUGCCUCAUGGCGCUAGACAACACGCUGCUGAAGGAAGAUUUAGGGAUAAAUGCCCUCGGGCACAGAAGCCGGAUAAUGAAACGGGUCAACGAACUGAAGGCUUCGUUCGAACCGCAGCAAACUUCAUAAAGCACCGGUUCUUUUUCAUUUUUUCUCCUCUCCUUUCUCCGUGUGCCUGUGUGUGUCUUUGUAAUCACUGGGUUUUUUUAUCGUGCCAUUCAGCGUUAUUAGCAGGUCUGACUGUUUGUACUUUGUACUCGUGUUUUUUUGCUCUAAGCAAGCCCACAUACAGUUUUCCUGUAUACUCUUGAUUUUCAUUCCAUGAUGGAUGUAAAAUAAGGCUACUGGCAUAAUAGUGUACUAAGUAUUAUAAUUAUAUGCGCAAGACACCCUGGUAUAUAUACUAGAUCAUGAUUCAUGAUUGUGUUGGGGCCCACAGCCAAUGAAUAAGGAAGACAUCGCCUGA
Messenger RNA from Geodia barretti, 4007 nucleotides. The record is from the annotation of a GenBank genome assembly. Lineage: Eukaryota; Metazoa; Porifera; Demospongiae; Tetractinellida; Geodiidae.